This is a messenger RNA of Neoarius graeffei (lesser salmon catfish), 4490 nucleotides long. RefSeq names its product nuclear receptor coactivator 2 (gene ncoa2). Gene Ontology annotation, molecular function: nuclear receptor binding; protein dimerization activity. The record is from RefSeq and is a predicted model, not a curated record. The transcript is spliced from 22 exons. Gene Ontology annotation, cellular component: nucleus. NCBI's taxonomy places the organism in Eukaryota, Metazoa, Chordata, Actinopteri, Siluriformes, Ariidae. Bases 460 to 4326 code for a protein of 1288 amino acids. Gene Ontology annotation, biological process: positive regulation of transcription by RNA polymerase II; cellular response to hormone stimulus.
CAGAGAGAGAGAGAGAGAGAGAGAGAGAGACAUACAGAGAGAGAGAGAGAGAGAGAGAGACACAUACAGAGAGAGAGAGAGACACAGAGAGAGAGAGAGAGAGAGAGACACAUACAGAGAGAGAGAGAGAGAGACACAGAGACACAGAGAGAGAGAGAGAGAGAGAGAGAGAGACACAUACAGAGAGAGAGAGAGAGAGAGAGAGACACAGAGAGAGAGAGAGAGAGAGAGAGGAGCAACAGCAGCAGCAGGAACAUGGCGGCGCCGCUCAGCGCUCGUGCUCUUCCCCCGAGUCCAAGGUCAGAGCCAGAGCUCACGCGCAGGAUUUAAAGCCGGAACUAACUACUGCAGCUCGAGCCUCUGAGAGAGUGAAGCUGACGAUGCUUAUAGAUUCCCGCCGCUGCAGGAAUGGCCUGAGUGUGUGUGUGGACUGAAACUGAGUUGCUGAUAUGUAUUAAAAUGAGCGGCAUAGGGGAAAACUCAUCUGACCCUACAAGGGUCGAGUCUCAGAAACGUAAAGAAUGCUCAACAGAGCUCCUGGGUCCCAGCCCCAAGCGAAGCACGGAGAAACGAAACCGCGAGCAGGAGAAUAAAUACAUAGAAGAACUGGCCGAGCUGAUUUUCGCCAACAUCAAUGACAUUGAUAACUUCAACGUCAAGCCUGACAAAUGUGCAAUCCUGAAAGAAACUGUGAAACAGAUUCGUCAAAUAAAAGAGCAAGAGAAAGCAGCUGUGUGCAGUGAGGACGAGGUGCAAAAGGCCGAUGUCUCGUCCACAGGCCAAAGUGUUAUUGACAAAGAUGCCCUCGGACCAAUGAUGCUAGAGGCCUUGGAUGGCUUCUUCUUUGUGGUGAACAUGGACGGGAAGAUUGUGUUUGUGUCGGAAAAUGUGUCCCAGUACCUGCGUUACAAUCAGGAGGAGCUUAUGAACACAAGUGUUUACAGCAUUUUACACGUAGGAGACCACACAGAGUUUAUUAAGAACCUGCUGCCGAAAUCACUCGUGAAUGGCGUUCCGUGGUCGAGCGACGGCUCCAGGAGGAACAGUCACUCGUUUACGUGCCGCAUGUUGGUGAACCUGGAGGAGGCGCAGGAGCAAGAGGCACAGAAAUAUGAAACCAUGCAGUGUUUCACUGUCUCAGAACCGAAAUCCAUUAAAGAGGAGGGAGAGGAUCUGCAGUCGUGUCUGAUCUGUGUAGCGAGGAGAGUACCUAUGAAGGAGCGACCGAUGCUCCCCACACACGAGAGCUUCACCACACGGCAAGAUCUCCAAGGGAAGAUCACGUCAUUGGACACCACUAUGUUACGAGCAUCUAUGAAGCCUGGAUGGGAAGACUUAGUAAGGAGAUGUAUCCAACGCUUUCACCUACAGAAUGAUGGAGAUAUUUCUUACGCCAAACGUCACCAGCAAGAAGUACUGAGACACGGCCAGGCUUUCAGUCCCAUCUAUCGGUUCUCCCUCUCGGAUGGCACCAUCGUCUCGGCUCACACCAAGAGCAAACUCGUCCGCUCUCCAGCCACCAACGAGCCACAGCUUUACAUGUCAUUACACAUUCUCCAAAGAGAGCCAACUGUAUGUGGCAUGGCUCCUGACCUGGGCAAACCCAUGACCCCACUGACCACAAUGACCUCCCCUAACCCAAUGAGCGGAAAUGCUCAGGGUCAGGAGGGCAUCGUUAGUAGCAACACACCUGCCUUUUCAUCUCCAGGAGCCCAUAAAGAUUUCCGUUUUGGCUGCCCAGGUACCACUCAGGGCACUGGAUACCCAAUGAAAAUGAGCAGCCCAUCACAUCGCCCCAGUCCUGGGGUAACCAGCUCGCCACGUUUACCUCCAGCCCAGUUUGUCCCCACCAAUCCCCUCCAUUCACCUGCAAGCAUGUGCCCGGGCAACAGCGGUAGUCAAGUGUUCACUAGCAGUUCCCUUAAUGCCCUUCAGGCUCUUAGCGAGUGCCAAUCAAUUAAUCAGUCAAUGAGCCAGUCUCUGGGCUCACCUGAUUCCAAAAAAUUAGAAUCACCAGCCUCGGGAGGAGUUGGUUCUCAAGCGUUGCCCAAGAUGGAAUCAUUUGGCGAGUCGGAGCAAACUGGAAAUGGGCAUGACGGGCAUGCAAACGACAACAACGGGCAUCAAAGGGAUGAUAAAGGCAACCUGGGUCAAUUCAACGGCUCGGACGAAAAUAAGAUCCAUGAAAACAAAGGGCACACAAAACUCCUCCAGCUUCUCACUACUAAAAAUGAGAGUUUGGAGUCGUCCUCCUCGCCUUCACCAGCACCUGAGAAAGAACUGAUGACUGGACAUCAACCUGGCACGUCAGGAGCCAGUGCUACGUCCUUAAAGGAGAAGCACAAAAUCCUGCACCGGCUCCUGCAGAAUAGCACGUCGCCGGUGGACUUGGCGAAAAUUACAGCCGAGGCGACGGGCAAAGAACCGAGCCAUGACGGAACCAACGUGGCCGACAUCAUUAAACAGGAAGCUGUGAGUCCAAAAAAAAAGGACAAUGCUCUUCUGCGCUAUCUGCUGGACAAUGAUGAGAACACGAUUAAGGACAAGGGGAUAAAGACGGAGGCGGGAGAGAUUAAAGUGGAGGGCAGUAACAUGGUCACUGUGAAGAAGGAGAAACCUGAUGGAGGAUAUGAACAGGCAGAGCAGUCCAGUGAGCUGGAUGAUAUCUUGGACGACCUGCAGAACAGUCAGCCAGGUUUUUUCUCCGAAGCUCGUCCCAUGUCACUGCCAGCUGCCGUUGAUAAGCAAGCAAUCAUCAAUGACAUUUUGCAGAUCACAGGAGAGGGCGGGGUCCAGCCCAGAGCAGUACAGAAUUUCAGUGGCCCGAGGCCUCCAGGUCGUGUUCCUCCCAUGCGGAGUGUGUCUUUGGACAUGAAUGCGUCAGCUAAAGGCUCACCGGGUCAGUAUCCAGUGAUGAGGAACACCACUCCGUAUUCACUCAUCCAGCAGCAGCAAGGCAUGAUGGCAAAUCAGGGCAUCAUGACCAACCAGGCCAACAUGGCAGAUGUUUGGGCGUCUCAGGGUGUGAGCAGUUCCUCCCCUCAGGGGGCGCUGCAGGGACGCAUGGUGCAAAACACAAACAUGCCAAUGAGACCCAGCAGCCAACCAGGAGCCAGGCCCAUGCUGCAGGGCCAGAUGAUGCCCAGUGCCCAGUCUAUGGAAAUGGACAUGAGUCUGGCAGGCCCUACAUUUCCACAGCAACAGGCUCCACCCAAUCAAACAGCUCCACCCAAUCAGACAGCUCCGUGGCCUGACAGCAUGAUACCCAUCGAGCAGGUGGCAUUUGCAGAUCCUAACAGGUCCCUGUAUGGUACACCACAGGAUGACGCGCUGUGUGCAGCUGAAGGUCCCGCUGAUGAAGGUGCUUUACUGAAUCAGCUCUACACUGCCCUCAAAGACUUUGAUGGUCUGGAGGAGAUUGAUCGAGCUCUGGGCAUUCCAGCACUCGUGGGACAGGCACCGUCAUUAGACACAGAGCUGUUCCCAGGUCAGGAUCAAAGCCUGCUAAUGGACCAGAAGCCCCUUUACCCUCAGCAGCAGUAUGCCACUCCACCUUCCCAUAACACACCAGGAGGCUUCGCGCCGAUGCAGGAUGCUGUUUACCAUGCUAUUGGGGGAGUUGGAGGGCAAAGGCCAGGAUUUCCCAUGAUCCGCAUGCAGCCCAGACCAGGUCUCCGGCCUCCCGGAAGCGUCCCAACUCAACCGAAUGCACUCAGACUGCAGCUGCAGCACAGACUACAAGCACAGCAGAAUCGCCAGCCCAUGAUGAAUCAGAUGACUGGAGUGUCAAACAUGAACCUACCUCUCAGACCUAAUGUUUCGAAUCAGGGGACCAUUAAUGCUCAGAUGCUUGCGCAGCGUCAGAGGGAGAUGCUCAGUAAUCAUUUGCGUCAGAGGCAGCGGAGUAUGAGCAUGCGACCUCAGGGCCUCAACGUGCCAUCCAAUAUGGCUGCCGGCACAUUGGGUGGUGCCCAGAUCGCCCAUGCCAACCCUACACACUUCCCCUAUACACCCAACUACGGAAUAACUCAGCAGCCUGACGGUGGGUUCGGAGGAGCAGCGACCCCUCAGAGUCCCCUUGUUUCCCCUAGAAUGGGUCACGCCCAAAGCCCCAUGAUGCAACAGGGUAAUGCUACAUUUCAGUCAUCCCCCGAGAUGAACGGCUGGACGCAGGGCAACAUGAAUGCUAACAGCAUGUACACUCAGCAAGCCAGCAGCAGUGUGUAUAACAGUAACAGCAUGAGCAUGAAUGUGCCCAUGACUCCCAACACCAACAGUAUGAGCAGCAUGGGACAGAUGAGCACGGAGCAGCCAAAGUAUUGUUGACCAUGAGUGGAUAAAGCGUGAUUUCCACCAGCACGGGCCAAGAGUGAGUCUGCGUCCUUCAGAGGGUCCCUCCGCAUCCCCAGAAUCCUACAGCUCCAAUGCCCCCUGCUGGAGAGAGAUCAUACACACACACACACACACACACACACACACAAACACACACA